Molecule: messenger RNA, 645 nt
Organism: Naegleria lovaniensis
Lineage: Eukaryota; Heterolobosea; Eutetramitea; Acrasida; Naegleriidae
Exons: 1
Coding region: 1-645 (214 amino acids)
Biological process (GO): dUDP biosynthetic process; dTDP biosynthetic process; dTTP biosynthetic process
Cellular component (GO): cytoplasm; mitochondrion; cytosol
Molecular function (GO): ATP binding; dTMP kinase activity
Source: RefSeq, a predicted model, not a curated record
AUGGCACAAACACGAGGAGCUUUUAUUGUCUUUGAAGGACUAGACCGAUGUGGAAAGACCACACAAACAAAUUUACUUUUAAAUUUUUUGAAAAGUAAAUAUUCUCAAGUUCAUGAAACAGCCUUUCCCGAUCGUUCCACCGAUAUUGGAAAAUUAUGUGAUGCAUACUUGCGAAACAAAAACAACAUGAAUGACAACGCCAUCCAUUUGCUAUUCUCUGCCAAUAGAUGGGACAAGAUGGCAUGGGUUGAGAAAACAUUGCUCGCAGGAGAGCAUAUUGUGUGUGGUCGAUAUGCUUACAGCGGUGUGGCCUAUAGCGCUGCGAAAGGAAUGGACAGAAAUUGGUGUAAAGCUCCUGACGUUGGUCUCAUAGAACCAGAUCUAGUCAUUUAUCUUCAAGUGGAUGCCAGUGUAGCUUCAUCGCGAAAAGAAUAUGGUAUGGAAAGAUAUGAGAAGGAAAAAUUCCAACAAUUAGUGAAAGACCAAUUCGAAGCACUUUUUGAAAACGAUAAAAAAGUCAAGAUCAUUGACGCUUCCAAGAGCAUUGAAGAAAUUUCCAAAGAAAUUGCGCUACUUUCCGAACAAGUUAUUGAGCGAGUGAAACAUGAACCAUUAGAUAAGUUAUGGACAAGUAAUUCUCUUUAA